Epithele typhae is the source of this 1773-nucleotide messenger RNA. Its product is annotated as alcohol oxidase. The coding region runs from base 1 to 1773 and encodes 590 amino acids. Gene Ontology annotation, molecular function: flavin adenine dinucleotide binding; oxidoreductase activity, acting on CH-OH group of donors. The transcript is spliced from 14 exons. NCBI's taxonomy places the organism in Eukaryota, Fungi, Basidiomycota, Agaricomycetes, Polyporales, Epitheliaceae. The record is from RefSeq and is a predicted model, not a curated record.
AUGCCCUCUGCGCCGUUCCACGCACUCCAGGCCCUCGCCGCCAUCGCGCUCGGGCUGCACGCGGCCCAGGCGGCCCUGUUCACGAGCCCGACGAGCGAGGUGCUCAGUAAGUCCUAUGAUGUCAUCGUUGUUGGCGCUGGCGCGGCAGGUGCGGUCAUGGCAACCCGCCUGACUGAAGAUCCACACACGAACGUCCUGCUCAUCGAGGCCGGUACGGGUGACUUCAUGAACGUGAACAUCUCAGUUCCUGGGUUCUCCUCGAGGCUCACUGGGUCCAAGUUCGAUUGGAACUUCACCACGACCCCGCAAGAAGGUCUGAACAACCGAGCGGUCGCGUACCCUCGCGGAUUCGUCCUCGGCGGCUCCACGGCGACCAACCUCAUGAUCUUCUGCCGCGGGACCAAGGACGACUUUGGCAGGUUUGCAAACGUCACUGGAGACAGCGGGUGGGAGUGGGAGAAUAUCCUUCCCUUUGCCUUGAAGGUCGACAAUAUGACGGCCCCGACCGACGGGCAUAACGCGACUGGGCAGUUCAACCCGGCGGUCCACCAGGCAAAUGGUGAGUGCCUUUCCAUUGACUCCAUUGCACUGAACGCCUCUGCGGAGCUCCCAGAUCAGUUCCCCUUCAACCUUGACUACAACUCCGGCGAUACGAUUGGCUUCAGUUGGACUCAGUCGACUAUUCACGACGGCGUCCGCGUCACCUCGGCGUCCUCGUAUCUUGCCCAAGCAUUCAAUCGUACCAACUUGGACAUCCUCAUUGAUACUCGCGUGACAAAGCUGCACCCAGUUGGUCCCUGUACUGACUCUCCGGAUAUGCGGACAGUCGAGUUCGCUCAAUCGGCAGAUGGUCCGACUUAUAAUCUCACAGCCUCCAAGGAGGUGAUUUUGUCUGCAGGGUCUAUCAAGACCCCUCACAUUCUUAUGUUGUCUGGAAUUGGUGAUGCCAGUCAUCUUACUGAAAAGGGCAUCACUCCUCUCGUCAACCUCACAGCUGUCGGCGGAAACCUCCAGGACCACGUCUUCCUCGGCAACUCAUGGAACGUCACUGCCAACUUCACUCUCGACGACCUCCAUCGGAGCGCCAACCUGACCGCCGAGCAGCUCCAGUUGUGGAUGACGAACGGAACGGGCCUCCUGGGGCUCCCGCCUACCAACCAGUUCAUGUGGCUGCGUGCAAACGACUCGACUUUCACCGACAUUGGUGCGGAGGAUCCGAGCGCAGGUCCUACUUCGGCGCACUUCGAGAUCAUCAUUAGCGACAACUUCGCGUCGAAGCGGGUAGCUCUUCCCUCGACGGGCCGCUUCCUCUCCCUCGUCACGAACGUCAUCUCGCCCUCGUCCCGCGGCACCGUCACCCUGAACACGACCGACCCCUUCGACGCCCCGCUCAUCGACCCCGCGCUGCUCUCCACCGACGUCGACCGCGCGAUCGUGCGCGCCGCGAUCGCCGCCGCGCGCCGCUUCGUCGCCGCGCCCGCGUUCGCGGGCUACGUUCUCGGCGAGUUCGGCGCGUUCGCGGCGGCGCAGACGCCGGCCGAGGUCGACGCGUACGCGGCGGACAACGCGGACACGGUCGACCACCCGGUCGGGACCGUCGCGCUCGGGAGCGCGCUCGAGAACGACUUUUGCGUGAAGGGGACGAAGGGGCUGCGCGUCGUUGACGCGAGCGCGUUCCCGUUCAUCCCUUCUGGGCACACGCAGGGGCCGACGUACAUUGUCGCGGAGCGCGCGGCGUCGUUGGUCAAGGCGAGCUUGAAGAAGAGGAAGUAG